Rhododendron vialii is the source of this 2928-nucleotide messenger RNA. RefSeq lists its product as uncharacterized. Gene Ontology annotation, molecular function: RNA-DNA hybrid ribonuclease activity; nucleic acid binding. Bases 1 to 2928 code for a protein of 975 amino acids. Lineage: Eukaryota; Viridiplantae; Streptophyta; Magnoliopsida; Ericales; Ericaceae. The transcript is spliced from 5 exons. The record is from RefSeq and is a predicted model, not a curated record.
AUGGACGUAGACGACCCCAAUGAGAAGAAGCCAAUGGAGUCAGUUACAGAAAAGUUGGAUGAAUUAGCCAAGCCUAAGCGUGAACACAAGCCUUUGGAGAGAACUUACAGGGAGAAGGCUUUAUUGGAAAAAACCCUGGAGGAGGCUAGGAUUGAGCCUCCUCCAAGGCAGGUUACUUUAUUGAAGAAGGGAAUUCCUAAGCCAAAGAAGCAGGACUCGGGGGGCAAGCCGCGCUUGAAUCCACUGGCCAAAGAAUUCAGGCCUGGACAAGCUUCAAUGAUACAGUGUAACAUGGUCGUUUUUCUUCCAUCCGAGCUAGAAGUGAAAAACAAUAAUCUUACUGCUAUGGAAGGAGACAUGGUGGAAAUGGGUGAAAUUGCUGAGAUACUGAAAGAGUCCCUCAACUCAGGCCUAAAUGGAGGUGGACCUUCAGUGGUAAUCUUGAAGGACGAAGAUGGGAAUGGUACGGAGAAUCGCGCUGCAAGCGUGAUAUUUGAGAAGCUAACCUCUAAGAUGACGAAGCAUAUCAAGCCUUUGUAUAUCUCAGGGUGUGUGGAUGGAAUGCCAAUUACCCGACUCCUUGUCGAUAAUGGUUCAGCAGCUAAUCUCAUGCCUAGGUCUACCAUGAUCAAGCUAGGCAAAACAGAUCAAGACCUGGUCUCAUCAACGGCUACUUUGACUGAUUUCACUGGGCAGGAAACGUCUUGUCAAGGGAUUUUGAUCAUGAAUCUAACGAUUGGAUCAAAGACUCUUACAACUCCUUUCUUUGUGGUAAAUUCACGGUCCUCAUUCAACAUUUUGUUGGGAAGGGAUUGGAUUCACGCCUGUUUAGCUGUGCCGUCAACCUUGCACCAAUGUUUGAUUUUUUGGAAUCAAGAAGAUGUGGAGGUAGUUUGGGCAGAUCGUAGACCUUUUCACGCCUCGACCAAUCAUGCUGAGGCUAGAUUAUACGAUGAGGAUGUCGGCCUAAUGAAAGUGGCAGGCUUGGAUAGGUUUGGCCGUCACAAGAUUGUACCUGUUUCUGCUCACAAAUCGGUGGAAGAGGUGAAGGCAUUUUACCAAGAGUUAAUCGGCCCAAUGAUCACGGAGUCAAGUAGGCCGAUUACAGCUUCAACCAAACGAUCAUUUAAAUGCUUAAACAAGAACGAUGACGAAGUGAUCAAUGAAGACCUAGACUUGGUUGAAGAUUUGGACGAAAUUCGUUUAGAAGACCUUGAGGCAGCCCCGGCCAAGUUGGAUGACCUGAAAGCUGAUGUCCAAGACCCUUUGGAAGAGGUUAACCUAGGAGAUUCAGAAAAUCCUUGGCCUGUGUACAUCAGCCAGCUUCUGCCAGAGGACGUGAAGAGAAAACUCAUUCAGCUCCUAAUGGAAUUCAAGUCUUGCUUUGCCUGGAACUAUGACGAACUUCCAGGCUUGUCCAGAGAUUUGGUGGAACACAAGUUACCUAUCCAAGCGGGGUUCAGGCCUUUUAAACAGCCACCAAGAAGGAUGUCCAAUGAGGUCUACUUGCAAGUGAAAGAGGAGAUAGAACGCCUUUUUAAUGCAGGGUUUAUACGAACGGCUAGGUAUGUCACUUGGCUUUCUAAUGUUGUGCCAGUCCUUAAGAAGAAUGGUAAGAUUAGAGUAUGCGUGGACUUCAGAAAUCUGAAUUUGGCUUCUCCAAAGGAUGAGUAUCCAACGCCGGUUGCAGACUUGUGUCCCGGUGCUUUGGGAACUUUUGAGUGGGUUGUAAUGCCUUUCGGCCUAAAGAAUGUGGGAGCCUCAUUUCAGCGAGCAAUGAAUGCUUAUUUUCACUAUUUCAUUGGCCGAUUCAUGGAGAUCUACGUCGAUGACAUAGUGGUCAAGUCUCAAUCCUAUGAUGAACACUUGGAACACUUGAGAAGCUCGUUUUUGAGAAUGCAACAAUUUGAUUUAAAGGUAAACCCCUUGAAAUGUGCCUUCGGAGUCUCCGCAGGCAAGUUCCUAGGGUUUUUGGUUCAUAACAGAGGGAUUGAAGUUGACAAGAAUAAGGCUAAGGCAGUCAUGGAAGCGAAGCCUCCUACUACCAAGAAAGAGUUGCAGAAGCUCUUGGGAUCAUUCAACUUUUUGAGAAGGUUUAUUUCAAACAUGGCAGGAAAGGUUCAGGUCUUUUCUCAACUCUUGAAGCUAAAAGAUCAAGAUACUUUUGUUUGGGAGGCAAGCCAUCAGAAGGCCUUUGAUGAGAUCAAAGGCUACCUAGCAAAAGCUCCAGUACUCAUGCCUCCCAUCAAGAACAAGCCUUUGAAGCUCUACAUUUCUGCUGCAGAAAACUCUAUUGGAUGCCUUUUAGCACAAGACAAUGAGCAAGGGAAAGAGCAAGCUGUGUAUUAUUUAAGUAGGCUGUUAACUUCUUGUGAAAGGAGAUAUACUCCUAUUGAAAAGUUUUGUCUUGCUUUGUACUUUGCAACAAUAAAAUUAAGGCACUACAUGCUUCCUGUUGUGGUUUACAUUAUGAGUCAAACAGACCUUAUUAAGUACUUGCUUUCUCGGCCAAUCAUGCGAGGGCGAAUAGGCAAAUGGUCUUUGGCCUUAAUGGAAUUUAAUUUUCGAUAUAUCCCUCAAAAGGCUGUAAUGGGCCAGGCCUUAGCGGAUUUUCUUGCCGAUCAUCCUUGCGUGGACAUCGGUGAAGAAUCCGAUAUAGGACUGAGCGCCUUGGAAGUCUCAUUCACUCCCUGGACUCUCCUAUUUGAUGGAUCAAAAACUCAAAUGGUCUCAGGCUGUGGAGUUAUCAUUAUUUCUCCUCAAGGCCUGAGAACAGAGUUAUCUUUUCAAUUCGACUUUCCAUGUACAAACAAUCAAGCCGAAUAUGAAGCGGUCAUAAUAGGCCUUGAGAUUCUUAGAGAUCUCGAGGCCAAAGAAGUAAGGGUUAUCGGGGAUUCAAACCUAGUAAUCAACCAUUUGGCAGUUUAG